This is a messenger RNA of Cyphomyrmex costatus, 3552 nucleotides long. RefSeq names its product intraflagellar transport protein Oseg4 (gene Oseg4). NCBI's taxonomy places the organism in Eukaryota, Metazoa, Arthropoda, Insecta, Hymenoptera, Formicidae. The coding region runs from base 1 to 3552 and encodes 1183 amino acids. Gene Ontology annotation, cellular component: non-motile cilium; intraciliary transport particle A. The record is from RefSeq and is a predicted model, not a curated record. The transcript has a single exon. Gene Ontology annotation, biological process: non-motile cilium assembly; protein localization to cilium; intraciliary retrograde transport. Gene Ontology annotation, molecular function: protein binding.
AUGUUUGUUUAUCUGAGCAAGAAGAUCUCUAUACCAAAUAACUUUCGAUUAAACUGCAUAGCAUGGAAUCAGAAGGACGGAUAUAUUGCAGUGGGAGGAGAAGAUGGUCUCUUGAAAGUUCUUCGAGUAGACUCCAAUGUCAAUGGAUCACACAGCGGUGGGAAAUCUCAAGGCUUGGCUGCAACAAGCAAUCUGAGCAUGAAUCAGCCCCUGGAGGGUCACAAUGGACACGUUCAAGUAGUGACAUGGAACGAAGAGCAUCAGAAGCUGACAUCAAGUGACCAGAAUGGAGUCAUUAUUGUUUGGAUGCUGUAUAAGGGCUCGUGGUAUGAAGAAAUGAUAAACAAUCGCAACAAGUCUGUGGUGAAAGGUAUGGCAUGGAGCUCUGAUGGUCAAAAGAUAUGCAUAGUCUAUGAAGACGGAGCUGUGAUUGUUGGAUCUGUCGAUGGCAACAGAAUCUGGGGUAAGGAAUUGAAAAACGUAUCUCUCUCUGCUGUACAGUGGUCUCCAGAUGGAAAAUUACUUUUGUUUGGUUUGAAAAAUGGAGAACUUCAUCUGUACAAUAAUCAAGGCGUAUUUCUGACAAAAUUGAAUAUUCCCUCACAGAAUACCUCUCAGUUUCAAAUCAUAGUGGCACUACAGUGGUACAACGGAAGAAACGGUUACGUUGCCAUGGACUGUCCUACUCUAGCUAUUUGUUAUCGCAAUGGUAGGAUUCUACUGUUGCGAGAUACUAGUGAUGACAAUCCAGUUAUGAUAGAGUCCGGGGUGACUACUUCAUGGUGCAAUUGGAAUAGCUGCGGCUCUCUCUUGGCGAUAACAGGCAUGAUGCCGUUGCUCAGUAAUGGGGAAACAAAGGACAUGAAUGUUAUACAGUUUUACACGCCGUUCGGUGAACAUAUGAGGACCCUGAAGAUACCAGGACGGGAAGUAACGUGUUGCACUUGGGAGAAAGGUUCCCUCCGAGUCGCAUUGUCCGUUGACUCUCACAUAUACUUUGCAAAUAUCCGUCUAGAUUACAAGUGGACGUACUUCAGCAACACGGUCGUUUUUACGAACGAGAAAAUCGGUAAGGAUGGCACUUGCGUGACAUUCUGGAACAUAAGCAGUAACACGUGUUGCACCAAGUAUGUGAGAUCUUUGCUAUCGAUAACCUCGUACGGGGAGCAUUGCGUGCUCUCUGUGAGAAACGAUCCCGUCCAAGCCACUGAGCAAUUCGCCCUUCUCGUUUGCAACACGAUCGCCACACCAAUAGACUCUAAGUUCUUGGAUCUGGAACCUUUGUACCUUACCAUGACGUCCAAUAUGGUCGUGGCUGCGUCUAAGAACAAUUUCUUGAUUUGGAACUUUCGCACGCCCCGUAACUCGACAUUGCACCCGAGCAGGAUGCGCAAGUACAAGAUUUAUCACGUGGACGAGACGCCGACCGGCGUCACCGAGGUCAUCCAGGAUUUGGACAAGGACGGCGCGUUUGAGACCCCCAUUAAUAUGAAGGUCACCAUGGAUCCGAUUUGCUGUGUCUACGCCACCGAAAAGGUUCUUCUGGUUGGCCGGGACUCGGGGAUGAUUCAGCGGUACUCCCUGCCACAGAUAACGCUCGUGAAUCGAUACAAUACUGUGUGCAGACUGCACAAAAUCGCUAUUAACUGCGACUCCACACGCGUUUCCAUCCUGGACGCUAACGGUAUACUCACUAUGCUGGAUCUGGAUCCGCAAAAACCAUCCGAUUUGCGAGACGGAGACACGAGUGAGGAUAUAUCUAAAUUUGAGAGAAAGGAUGUAUGGGCUAUGUGCUGGGCACAGGAUAAUCCCUCGCUUCUGGCAAUCAUGGAGAAAACUAGGAUGUAUGUUCUGAGAGGAUUAGAUCCCGAAGAGCCUAUAGCUUGUUCCGGAUAUAUUUGUUCUUUUCAAGACUUGGAAAUACGUUGCGUUCUACUCGACGAUCUCAUGCUGAAGUCCGAUGACACUCGAAAAGACUUGAUUGUAGAUUUGGAAGUAAAAUCUCUAAGAGACACAAGGGAGCUAUUGGCUAAAGUGGGUCUGAAGGAGGCCAACAAUUUCAUUCAGGACAAUCCGCAUCCCCGUCUUUGGCGUUUAUUAGCCGAAUCGGCGUUGACGAAGCUGGACUUGGAAACUGCGGAGAAUGCCAUGGUACGCUGUACGGAUUAUUUGGGUAUACAAUUUAUCAAGCGUUUGCAGAAUGUGCACAACGAUCAGUUAAAGAAGGCCGAAAUCGCGGCGUUUCUUGGUAACUAUGACGAGGCCGAGAAACUUUAUCUAGACAUGGACAGAAGAGACCUGGCAGUUACACUGCGCCAAAAGCUGGGUGAUUAUUUUCGGGUUGUGCAAUUGAUGAAGAUGGGCAUUGGCGGUUCGGAUAAACAAAUGGAGCACGCGUACAACAAGAUUGGCGAUCACUUCGCCGAGAGACAGAACUGGGAGAGCGCGAAAGAGUACUAUGAAAAAGGUAGAAAUUUGGAGAGACUCAUCCAGUGCUAUUAUAAAUUAGAAGAUUUCAUUCAGCUGGCGGCAACUGUAGAUCAAUUAUCGGACAAGAGUCCCAUCUUGAAGACUGUAGCGAGAAUGUUGGCUUCGGUGGGAAUGUGCCCGCAGGCUGUGGCAGCUUACAUUAAAUACGGCGACGUAAAGUUAGCCGUAGAUACAUGCGUGCGUCUAAAUCACUGGGACCAAGCUGUCGACCUGGCGAAGACCUACAAGAUGGCACAGAUCGGCGAGCUGUUGAAUAAAUACGCCAAUCAUCUAUUAUCCAACGGUAAACAUCUGCAGGCAAUCGAAUUGUACAAGAAGGCUAACUACAACUUGGAAGCGGCUAAAUUAUUGUUUCAUCUCGCCGAGGAACAAGCUAAGUCCAAAUCACAUCCUCUGCGCGUAAAGAAGAUAUACGUUCUCGCAGCUUUAUUGAUUGAGGACCACAUCAACAGCGUUCCUGCAAUAAAAGGCGGCCGCAGCAAUGUCGUCAUGGGUCUUACUGAAAGCAACGAGGACACCAAGAUUAUAGAAAACGCCUGGCGAGGCGCCGAGGCGUAUCACUUCCUUCUGCUCGCACAUAGACAGUUGUACGACGGCAGUUUCGAUGCCGCGAUGAAGACCGCUCUGCGACUGAGAGACUACGAGGACAUAUUGGAAAUAGAAGACAUAUGCUGUCUAUUGGCGCUAUCAAGCGCUGUUAAUCACGCAUUCGCUACCUGUUCAAAGGCUUUUAUAAAAUUGGAAGGGCUUGAGACGAUCUCGGAAGCAAAGAAAGAGGAGUAUGAGGAACUGGCAGUGGAUAUCUUCACGAAGCAUACUCCGAAGGAUUCUCGUAAUAACAAGGCGGAAUGCGUUAACUGCGAAACUCUGGUACCUGACUGGUGCACCGUAUGCCCGAAUUGCUCAACCAGAUUCCCCGCUUGCAUCGUCUCGGGCAAACCGCUGAUGGAUCUCAGCAUCGCGUGGAUCUGCACUGUUUGCCGACAUCACGUCGCAACGGAACGCGACGUUGUUAACAUAAAUGCCUGCCCCUUGUGUCACAGCACCAUCACAUAUAUGUAG